UCGAAGUCGAUAGGUUUUAUACGAACUUCCGCGACGAGUCGAACGAUCAUUUUUUUUAAUGAACUCAAGCUGAAUUGGGCUAAAUUGGCGAUAUCGAUUAAUGCACAAUCAGCACGAUACGUUUACGUCUGACCAAUCUUCAACGUGUAAACCCGACACGAGCCUCGCUCCGGAUCAGCUGCUGCUUCGUGACGUUAUGGUUGUUAUUUUCUCGAAAUCCUCGAACGACGAGCUGCCAGUCAAGGACUCAAGACUUACCGAAAGAGAAGGCGACCGAAAGGAGAGAGACAUUUAAAGAGAACCGAUAAAGAAGGGAGGAGGAAUUGUGCGAAGGCGAAGAAGUGAAGGACACGUCUCCUCUCACGAGAGAGAGCAGCCGCGGGGAUAUCUCUUGCGAUCCGUCCGUCGAAUUUCCGAAAAUGGGAGUUCCGUCGUCCGCGAGUACGGAAAUCAAUAUACUGAAGGAGAUUCAUUAUUUAAAAAAUUUCUAUACACAAAUGUCGGACAAAAUUUGUUGACGUAACAGCGCGAUGCAAAGUUUCACCUCAGAAAACGUUUCAAUGUCGAAAACAAAAAUAUAAUUCUAAACCGCUCUCGAAAACAGUCUGCUAAGACGGUUGAUGACGGUAGGAUCAGUAGUUGACAGUUGCUGAAUUGCGAACAGUUCGAUAGUGCAUUGAUAGUGGUAAAUCUUUUAUACACAAAACAUGCAUUGGUCUCUUAAAUUAGUUCGUGAUAUUCUUUACUCUUCAAACAUCGGUCAGAUAGAGCAAUACAGGCAAAAGACGCAAACAAUUUUACAGUCCAGUGAAAGAACUAAUUGUCCGAACAGAAAGUUUAAAUUCGUAAAGCCGAAAGUUCAGUCAGAUCUGAUUUCCGAUUCUCCUUUGAAUUCUAAAAUGUUACCUGAAAGUUCAGAUAAAAGUGUACGUGUAGAAUCUACAUUGCGCGCCACAAAUGUUCACGUUAAUCCCAAUUUUAAGCCACAAAAAUCAACCGUACAUAUCAAUCCGAAUAUCCACGCUAAGCCUUUAAUACAUGUUAAUCCAAAAAUAAUGCACAACAUUUCUAAUUCGAAUCAAAAUCUAUUAAACAAUGUGAGCACAACAAACACGAAUACAACAAAAACAAGCACGGAUAACAGCACCGGGCAAGCGAAUGUCAAGAGAUCUAUAUAUGUUAAUCCGACAUUACUGAAGAAAUUAUCCUCUUCGAAAGAAAAAUUGACGAAUUCUAAAGAAUCAGUUACAAUAGAACGACCAGUUUGUUCGCGAUUGAAGCUUGUGAAAAAUAUUGAUAAUCGAAAGGCUUCUCCGAGAAAGACGAAUAACUCUAGCAUUAUACUUUUAUCACGUAGAAAGCUCGUGAGAGUAUCUGCUACGAAAAGCACAUCGAGAACGUCCCCGUUGUAUCAACGUAGAUCACCAAAAUAUGCGGAGUUAAAAGAUAAAAAGUUCGAGACAACGCAAAAAUCCGCGAAAAUGAAACCGUUAAUGAUAAAUAAUACAUUACAGUCCACAAGUAUGAUAUCCAAUUCAUCAAAAUCAAAUAUCAAUAAAUCUAAUAGUAAAUCUAAAGUGACCAAAUAUAAAAUAGACAGAACUGCGUUACACGUAUUGAAAGCUAAAGAAGCUGGUCUUUCAGAAAUGACGAAAAUUGUUUUGCAUUGCAGAAACGGCACAAAGAAACUCGUUACUAUUGGCGGUAUCGUUUAUAGGGCUUCCAAAAAUAAGUUAAUUCGAAGAAACUCUUUGUUGAAACGAAAGCGAUCAGUCAGUGGGAAGAGUGAUAAAUUUGUUACUCUUAAUAAUAAGAAACAACGACUGGGCAAAGAAAGUUUAAGUCACACAACAGAAAUGAAUAAUAGCAGCAAAACAAAAUUUACUUACAACGCUGCUGCGAAGGCUACUUAUAAAAAUAGUAUUAGCAACAAAGCAAAACAACGAAGCAUACGAAUCCUACGAAAUAAAAUGCACAAGAACAAUCAGCCUUGCUUGAUUUUUCAACGAUUCGGAUCUUGUCCAAAUUAUAAAAAGGGGACAUGUGUCAAACGACAUGAUAAAAAGCAGGUGUCGCUCUGCAAAAAUUUUCUGCAAGGGAAGUGUUUCUUAAGCAAAUGCUCCUUAUCUCACGACGUUGGACCUGAGAAAAUGCCUACAUGCAAGUACUUCCUCGAUGGCUGUUGCACAAGAGACGCCUGUCCUUAUCUUCAUGUUAAAGUCUCUUCGAAUACUUCAAUCUGCAUAGAUUUUCUACAAGGAUAUUGCGCUAAGGGAAAUAAGUGCCAACGUCGUCACGAGUAUCUUUGUCCUGAAUUUAACAAGUCGGGAAAUUGCAGCAAAGGUGAGUGUUGUCCUUAUCCUCAUAAAUCGUAUUCCUCUAAUUCUGAGAAAAACACUAAGUACUUGAGCAAAACGCAUGAUACGCAAAAAUAUCAUGCUGCACCUGUCGCAGAGGGUAAUUCCGAGAUCUCAAACUCGGAGGGCAGAUUAAGAUAUUACGAGAUAACUGAUCGUUUGUCUGAAGAACUUGAGAAAAAGAAAGAAAUUCCAAUUGUCGAUCUUGCAAAGGAAAUUAAAAUUAACGAAAUUAAGCAAGAUAAAUCCUUAGUCCGAGAAAACAAACGUGAAUUAGAGAUAACGGUUUAUGAUUGUAAUAACGUAAAGAAAGAGGUUUCUUUUGGCGGUUAUAUCCCUAUUGAUCAUCUUUAAUUAAUAUUUAUACUUAUUAUCUUUUUUUUUUGGUAAAUCUUUUAAGUUGAGUUAAUUUAAGAUCGUCGAAAUUAAAUCAAUGAAAUUAUUUUAUUCUCACGUAAUACAUGUUUAGAGAUCUCAUUUUUAAUGAUUGUUAUAUAUUCAUUACAAAAUUAUAGAUUUUUCAUAUAAUAUAUUUAAGAACUAAAUCAUAUUUGUUACUGUUUUCUAUUUUAUAAUAAAAUAUAUAUUACAUUCUAUUAUAAA
This is a messenger RNA of Wasmannia auropunctata (little fire ant), 2960 nucleotides long. RefSeq names its product zinc finger CCCH domain-containing protein 3 (gene ZC3H3). The transcript has 9 exons. The record is from RefSeq and is a predicted model, not a curated record. Gene Ontology annotation, cellular component: nucleus. Lineage: Eukaryota; Metazoa; Arthropoda; Insecta; Hymenoptera; Formicidae. Gene Ontology annotation, molecular function: metal ion binding. Bases 708 to 2711 code for a protein of 667 amino acids.